This is a messenger RNA of Schistosoma turkestanicum, 262 nucleotides long. Lineage: Eukaryota; Metazoa; Platyhelminthes; Trematoda; Strigeidida; Schistosomatidae. The record is from the annotation of a GenBank genome assembly.
ACAGAGUGAUGUUCAGUUUCUGUAUACAGAAGAAAAAAUUAACUUGAUACUCUUAAAGCAUGGUCAAAAGAUCUACGAAUAUGUGAGAUGCAGGAGUCAAUUUUACCAAUCUAUUGAGCAACAAAAUCUCAUGAAAGACUUAAUCAAAGAAAUAGCAAUUCAAGAAAAACUGUUUGAGACAACUUUUGAAGUUUCUAAAGAGAUGAUGAAGAAAUUCACUGAACAGGAAUCGCUAAAUGCAAAUAUCGAACUUCUUGAUCAA